Molecule: messenger RNA, 3603 nt
Organism: Mangifera indica (mango)
Lineage: Eukaryota; Viridiplantae; Streptophyta; Magnoliopsida; Sapindales; Anacardiaceae
Exons: 25
Coding region: 236-3334 (1032 amino acids)
Cellular component (GO): mitochondrial outer membrane
Molecular function (GO): ATP binding; ATP hydrolysis activity
Source: RefSeq, a predicted model, not a curated record
CAUAAUUCUAGCAGUUGCAAAGCACAAAGCCUGUCUUCCUUCUCCUAAUCUCCAACUCUGCUAUUGCCCCAUCUUUUUCUUCCCUCUUUCAACCUCUCUUCUCUAUUUUCUCCGCGCUUUCCUCGCUCUCCUCUUCAAAUUUACCUCUGUCCGCAAUAUGCUCCGAACCUCUGCUUCACUCGCCUAAUUUUACAGCUGCGCGUCGUGUACUUGAGAGUGUGGAAUAAAAAUUGCCAUGUAUGCAAGGAGAAUAAAUUGUAGGAAUCAAAGAUGGGGUUCCCUACUUCAGUCUUCCAAAUAUUUAUUUAGGCCAAACUGCUUGGAUCAUGCUUGUUCUCGAUCUUUGAGCCAUAUUGCUGCAUCGAGAAACCACUCUUUGCAGAGCCAUUCGAUAAGAAGAUAUUUUUCAGAUUUGUUUUUGUCUUUAGCUGUUGCUCCUGGAAGCUGUCAUAAUGGUUUUUGUGUGAGGUGUAGUAUAGGUUUGAGAAGUACUUGGCUGCGUGCCUACAGUUCCGAAGGUGAUGGAAGGAAUGCAAGUGAGAAUAAUCGUAAACCUGUAACUGAUGGUGCUAACUUGGAUAAGGGAGAGAAGGGAAAGACAUGGCCUGAAAAAGUUAGGGAAGAAAUGAAGCACUGUGAUGCACAUGCUCGACUUGGGGAACAAGAACAAAAGGAAUGGCUACAUAAUGAAAAGCUCACCAUUGAGAGUAAAAAGAAAGAAUCACCAUUUAUAACUAAACGUGAAAGGUUUAAAAAUGAGUUCUUGCGGAGGGUUGUUUCAUGGGAGAAAAUAAACAUUUCCUGGGAGACAUUUCCUUACUAUAUUCAUGAGCACACCAAAAAUCUUUUGGUGGAAUGUGUUACUUCACAUUUGAAACAUAAGAAAUUUGCUGCCUCUUUUGGUGCUUGCCUAUCAUCUUCAAGUGGGAGAAUAUUGCUUCGAAGUGUUCCAGGCACUGAACUUUACCGGGAGAGAUUAGUUAGAGCAGUUGCACGAGAUUUACAAGUUCCACUCUUGGUGCUUGACAGCAGUGUUCUUGCUCCUUAUGAUUUUGGUGAUGGUUACUCAUCAGAUGAAGAUAAUGUGGAAUCCUCUGAGGAUUGUACUUCAGAGUCAGAGGUUGAGGAUGAGAAUAAUGCAAGUAAUGAAGAUGACUGGACAGGCAAUAAUGAGGCAAAAUCAGAUUGUAGUGAUAAUGAUGUUGAUGUGGAAGCUACUGCUGAGAAAGCCCUUAAGAAGCUUAUUCCUUACAACCUCGAAGAUUUUGAGAAGACAUUCGCUGGAGAAGUUGAGAGUUCUUCUGAGUCAUCAAAGUCUGAGGGUGGUGAGCCUUCUGAUAGAUCCAAACGGCCACUAAAGAAAGGGGAUCGAGUGAAAUAUACUGGGCCUUCUAUACGCAUUGAAGCUGACAACAGGGUCAUUUUGGGGAAGAUACUGACGUCUGAUGGUCCGAAAAAGGCUUACAGCAAUAUUCCUGGCAGGCCUUUAACCAGUGGGCAACGUGGGGAGGUAUAUGAAGUGAAUGGAGACCGAGUUGCAGUUAUUUUGGAUAUUGUUGGUGACAGUAAAGUGAGUGAAGGAGAGAAGGAUGACAAAGUGGCAGAGCAGUCUACAAAGCCACUGAUUUAUUGGAUAGAUGUGAAGAACAUUGAGCAGGACCUGGAUACCGAGGCAGAGGAUUGCUAUAUUGCAGUGGAGGCUUUAUGUGAGGUUUUGAACUCCAGGCAACCUCUUAUUGUCUAUUUCCCAGAUUCAUCUCAGUGGUUGUCCAGAGCAGCCCCCAGGUCUAUUCGUAAGGAGUUUGCCCAUAAGGUGCAGGAGAUGUUCAACCAAUUAUCAGGCCCCUUAGUUUUGAUUUGUGGGCAGAACAAAGUUGAAACUGGGUCCAAGGAGAAAGAGAAAUUUACAAUGAUACUCCCAAAUUUUGGUCGGCUUGGUAAGCUGCCUCUCCCCCUGAGGCACCUUACUGAGGGACUUAAAGCAACAAAGAGAUCUGAUGAUAGUGAACUUUAUAAGCUCUUCACCAAUGUUUUGUGUAUUUAUCCACCCAAGGAGGAAGAUCUCCUGAGAACAUUUAAUAAACAGGUUGAAGAGGACAGAAGAAUUGUAAUAUAUCGGAGUAAUUUAAAUGAAUUACAUAAGGUGCUUGAGGAACAUGAUCUGUCAUGCAUUGAUCUAUUGCAUGUAAACACUGACAGUGUGAUACUAACAAAGCAGAAAGCUGAGAAAGUUGUUGGGUGGGCCAAAAAUCAUUACUUGUCUUCUUGUGAGCUUCCUUCCAUAAAAGGGGAGCGACUGUACCUGCCGCGUGAAAGCCUUGAGAUUGCGAUUUUGAGGUUGAGGGAGCAAGAAUCUGCAAGUCGAAAGCCUGCCCAGAGCUUGAAGAACCUUGCAAAGGAUGAGUAUGAGACUCAUUUUGUCUCAGCCGUGGUUCCUCCCAGUGAAAUUGGUGUAAAAUUUGAUGAUGUAGGUGCCCUUGAAGAUGUGAAGAAGGCCCUGAAUGAACUUGUCAUUCUUCCAAUGAGAAGACCUGAGCUCUUUAUCCGUGGAAAUUUGUUGAGGCCAUGCAAAGGAAUAUUACUUUUUGGACCUCCUGGAACUGGUAAAACCCUUGUUGCCAAGGCACUUGCAACAGAGGCUGGAGCAAACUUUAUCAGCAUAACUGGCUCAUCUCUUACUUCAAAGUGGUUCGGUGAUGCCGAAAAGCUUACCAAGGCUCUCUUUUCUUUUGCCAGCAAGCUGGCACCUGUGAUAAUAUUUGUUGAUGAGGUCGACAGUUUGCUUGGUGCUCGUGGUGGUGCUUUUGAGCAUGAAGCAACUAGAAGAAUGAGAAAUGAGUUCAUGUCAGCAUGGGAUGGUUUGAGGUCCAAAGAAAGCCAAAAAAUCCUCAUCCUUGGUGCCACAAAUCGUCCAUUUGAUCUUGAUGAUGCAGUCAUUCGCCGCUUGCCUAGAAGGAUAUAUGUGGACCUACCAGAUGCCAAAAAUCGUUUGAAGAUUUUGAACAUUUUUCUUGCACAAGAGAAGUUGGAACCUAAUUUCCAAUUUCAGGAACUUGCCUGUGUAACCGAGGGAUAUUCUGGCAGUGAUUUGAAGAACCUCUGUAUUGCUGCAGCAUAUCGACCUGUUCAAGAACUUUUAGAGGAAGAAAAGAAGAUGGGCAAAAAUUAUGUAUCUCCGGAAUUGAGGCCUCUUACAUUGGAGGACUUUAUUCAGUCGAAAGCCAAGGUUGGUCCGUCUGUCGCGUAUGAUGCCGCAAGCAUGAAUGAGUUGCGGAAGUGGAAUGAACAGUAUGGAGAAGGUGGAAGCCGGAGAAAAUCACCUUUCGGUUUCUAAAGCUAUUGUAACAUUGUUGGUUUAUUAAUUUAUUUGUUCAGAAUUUUAAAAAAAUUCCGAGUUCAGCAUCAAUAUAACAUUCAGCAGAAAGAAAGCUCGGAUUUUCAUCAUUUUUGAACAGAUGAGAAGGAAGGAGUUGUUGAUCGCAAUAGCAUAAUUUUCAUGUAAUCUUUAGGUAUUUUAGAAUGAUUUUUUUUUUUUUCACAGGCAUAAGUUAUGCCAUGUACAUUAAUAUUACUAGCAUUUCAUAAAUUUUGAAAAUUUUAUCA